This is a messenger RNA of Phyllopteryx taeniolatus (common seadragon), 2031 nucleotides long. It is a transcript of the gene htra3b, whose product is annotated as HtrA serine peptidase 3b. NCBI's taxonomy places the organism in Eukaryota, Metazoa, Chordata, Actinopteri, Syngnathiformes, Syngnathidae. The coding region runs from base 151 to 1599 and encodes 482 amino acids. Gene Ontology annotation, cellular component: extracellular region. The transcript is spliced from 9 exons. The record is from RefSeq and is a predicted model, not a curated record. Gene Ontology annotation, molecular function: protein binding; serine-type endopeptidase activity. Gene Ontology annotation, biological process: proteolysis.
CAGUGGGAUGGACGUUUCCCGCUGCAAACAGAGACGGGACAAAGCCGAUUUCUAAAACAGAUCCAGACGCCGCUCGAGGAUGCGUUUGGCACGAGAAACGGCGGCACCACCGGCACCGACUCACCUGGUGCGCCUUUAAGUUGAGCCAAAAUGCAGAUGUUGGCACUGGCGUGGGCGGUGGCGCUGCUGUGCCCGAAGGCGUCACGGUCCGUAGAGUGUCCGGCGAGGUGCGACGUGAGGGCCUGCCCGAGCCCCGGCUGCCCCGGCGGCUACGUGGCGGACCGCUGCAACUGCUGCUUGGUGUGCGCCGCCGGCGAGGGAGAGCCGUGCGGCGGCCGGGACGGCCCGGCCUGCGGCGACGGCCUGGAGUGCCGUCGCCCGGACGCCGAGCUGCGGGGUUUGUGUCGCUGCAAGCUGAGCCAGGAGGCGUGCGGCAGCGACGGGAAGACGUACGCCAACGCGUGCCGGCUGAGGGCCGCCGGCAGGAAGGCGCUGCAGCGGGGACUCCGGGACGUCGGCCAGGUCCGAACGGGACCCUGUCGCGGCGGCGCGGGUACUGCCAGUACAACACGUGCUGCCAGCCCUCGAUACAGGUUCAACUUCAUCGCCGACGUGGUGGAGAAGAUCGCCCCGGCUGUGGUCCACAUAGAACUGUUCCUCAGGCAUCCCCUGUUCGGCCGCAACAUCCCUCUGUCGAGCGGCUCGGGCUUCGUGAUGUCCGGGCACGGGCUGAUCGUGACCAACGCUCACGUGGUCUCCGGCAACUCGCCCGUGUCGGCUCGCCAGCACCUGAAGGUCCAGAUGCAGAACGGCGACGUUUACGAAGCCGGCAUCAAAGACAUCGACAAGAAGUCGGACAUUGCCACCAUCAAAAUCCACCCUCAGACCGAGCUCCCCGUCCUGCUUCUGGGUCACAGCGCCGACUUGAGGCCCGGCGAGUUUGUGGUGGCCAUCGGCAGCCCCUUCGCCCUCCAGAACACGGUCACCACCGGCAUCGUCAGCACGGCCCAGAGGGACGGCAAGGAGCUGGGCCUCCGGGACUCGGACAUGGACUACGUCCAGACGGACGCCGUCAUCAAUUUUGGCAACUCAGGAGGGCCUCUGGUCAACUUGGACGGCGAGGUGAUCGGCAUCAAUACCUUGAAGGUCGCCGCGGGAAUCUCCUUCGCCAUCCCUUCGGACAGGAUCACGCGCUUUCUCAACAACUCCCUGGCCGAGCACGGCACAGGCGAGACAUCGAUCGCGCCUCCGCCCCCGCGUCCGUCCCCUUCAGAUGUCCGGCCGGCCAAGAAGCGCUUCAUCGGCAUCAGGAUGCUCACCGUCACUCCGGCGCUGGUUGAGGAACUACGACAGCAGAGGCCCGACUUUCCCGACGUUCCCGGCGGCGGCAUCUACGUCCACGAGGUGGUUCCUCACUCCCCGGCGCAGAAAGGCGGCAUCAGAGACGGCGACAUCCUCGUCAAGCUGAACGGGCGCCCCGUGCUGAGCGCGGCUCAGCUGCAGAGGGCGCUCCGGGAGGAGACGGCCCUCCUGCUGGAGGUUAGGCGGGGCGGCGACGACCUGCUCUUCGACAUUCAACCGGACGUCAUGGCGCAAUAAACAACGGUGAGCUGCAAAAGCAGCCGGAGUCGGGAAUCGGUGAGGGAGCUGUUGCGCAACCAUCUGCAACAGCUCCAAAUGCGCCCCUAUACGUACUCCCACAUACUUGGACUUUUGGACGCAUCGCGCAGCGCCUCCUGUCAAGAGACGGGAAAACGAAGACUUCCCCAAACUCCCUGUUGUUAUCCGCCAAAAGCUCACAAUUGUUGCCUUUUCCCCUCACAAGUCUGAAAUGAAGGUUUUGUGACGUUUCUCCAAACGCCGCUGGAGAGAGAGAGAGAGAGAGCAGCCCCGUGUGCCACCGUGCGGCAGCCAUUUUGCAUCCUCACAAUAACAGGCAGCCAAGUAAAUGCUGUUAUUUCAGAGAUAUUCAUGAAUAUGGAGGAAUUUGUCUUUCCCGUUAUUGCGAUUGCAUAAAGACAGGAGGUGUUA